AAGUUCUCAAAAUUCCUAAAUAUAUAUUUUAGGAUCAAAACGCAAUCAGCGUAAUAGCCCUAAAAAUUUUGAUUUUCGCACUAUCACAGAGAUAAAAGGCAAGUUUUUUGGUAGAUAGGAGUAGCGACUAGCUAGAAAAUUGGUGGCUACCGUGGAAAGAAAUGCCGGCUGGGCCAUGUUCUCUUAGCGCCAUAACUCGCCUAGACUUCUCGACUUGCACGAAUAGGCAUUGCUGGCGUCCAGCACCUCAUGGCCGACGGUCUCGACGGUGGCCUAUUGCGUCUUUUAUUAGAGCAUCGCAGGAAGGUAGCCCUUUGCAAUUUCGGAAGCUUGGCGAUUCUGAGCUCCGAAUUAGCGAAAUAACAAUGGGAACCAUGACAUUUGGGCAGCAGAACACAGAGAAGGAAGCUCAUGAGUUGCUAAGCUAUGCAUUUGAUCGGGGAAUCAAUAUUCUAGAUACGGCAGAGGGUUAUCCUAUCCCAAUGAAGAAGCAGACACAUGGGAAAACAGAUUUAUAUAUAGGAAGUUGGAUGAAGUUAAGGCCACGUGAGAAGAUAAUAUUGGCUACCAAGGUUUGUGGUUACUCUGAGCAAGCUGCAUACAUGCGAGAUAAUGCAGAAGUCUUGCGAGUUGAUGCUGCCAACGUGAAAGAGAGCGUAGAAAAGAGCCUCAUGCGGCUUUCCACUGAUUACAUUGAUUUGCUGCAAAUACAUUGGCCAGAUCGAUAUGUUCCAUUGUUUGGUGAAUUUGCAUACAAAUAUGAAAAAUGGAGACCAAGUGUGCCAUUUGCUGAACAACUCAGGGCCUUUCAGGAGCUCAUCAACGAUGGAAAG
Messenger RNA from Dendrobium catenatum, 833 nucleotides. Its product is annotated as protein tas-like. Lineage: Eukaryota; Viridiplantae; Streptophyta; Magnoliopsida; Asparagales; Orchidaceae. Gene Ontology annotation, molecular function: oxidoreductase activity. The record is from RefSeq and is a predicted model, not a curated record.